AUGGCCGUUACAUGUUGGGCUUGCGGCACCCUCUCUCUCAAACCCACCUCCGAUACUGCUCCUCAAACUGGCUCCUUUCCUCGCCGGAGCAAAAUCAGCUGCCCGCCAGGAUUUUUUCCGGCUAGAAUAAGAAAAUCGCUAAACAUGGAUUUGAUUGUCAGGAAGGCAUCACCGGAAGUGGUCGGAGAUGCGGUGGCUUCUUUUCCGAUCCCCGGUGGCAUCCCGGGGCUCUCGCUGCCCGUCGGCGACAAUCCAUGGUUAGCAGGGGUUGCUGGGCUGAUUGUAGUUGUACCUUUAAUGGUCCAAAGGCUACUAACAUUAACAAAGCAGGUUGACAUGGCGGCCCAAACAGUCGAGAAAAUAGCUGACACGGUGGGAAAAGUGGCGGAGGAGGUGGAUAAAGCGGCCGAAGACCUUGCAGAGGCACUGCCUGAGGGCGGCCUUAAGAAAGUCGUUAGUUUCGUGGAGGAUCUGGCUGAAGAAACCGUAAAAGAUGCCCAAAAAGUCGAAGAUUUGAUGGAUAAGGUAGAAGAAAUGGAUGACAAGCUGGAGGAAUUUCUGAACAAGAGCUUCAAAGGCAGUGAUAAAGCCUGA
This is a messenger RNA of Striga hermonthica, 594 nucleotides long. NCBI's taxonomy places the organism in Eukaryota, Viridiplantae, Streptophyta, Magnoliopsida, Lamiales, Orobanchaceae. The record is from the annotation of a GenBank genome assembly.